CAGUGUGAAAUGAGUCAGUCCAUUUGGGGAAGAAGCUUUGGUGAGAGAUAGAGAGUGAAGAGUAGAAGAAAAAAUGGAGGGAUCUGAGAUUCGGCGGAGAAAAGCUUUCUUCAGCGAGAGUUAGGGGAUCAUCUUGAACACAUCUUCUCCGAGAUUGAAGCGAUUUGAAUUUCGGUAAUCUACUGGACAGAAAUAGAGACAAAUUCGAGUUGAAGAUAGAUUUGGAGGAACCGAUAACUUAAUUCUGAUAUCUGCCUCUGCCGGUGGCUAUUCAUGAGUGAUUCAGAUUGUGGAUAGAGCCUUUGCUUCCUGAAGCAAGAUCUAGUCCAUGAGGAGUAGGCUGUUAGGAAUAAUUUAACUUCAGAACCAGGGGAAAUGCUUCAUAGAUGGCAGAAGAAGAGGACUCAUUUCCCUCUUAUUAUUGCCCUGGUAUUAUGCAUCUUCUUAGUUUGUUCAAUUCUCUUAACCGAGCGCAGCAUUCAGCAAAUCUAUGGUGAAGAUCAUCGGCAUACUUCACUCAAGCAGGCAUCUCUGCUGAAAUCCACCGUUUUAGCUAAUUCUACCUUUCCUUCCACUUCUCCAGUUGUUUUGGACAGAUUUACUACAUGUAGAUCCACUGUUAAGUACAAUGGCCGGAAACCAGGAUGGAUGGUUACUCCCAAGUCAUUGGAUCCUCAUGGGAGUGAUGGAAGCUGUGACGUUUUUUCUGGAAAAUGGAUAUUUGACAAUAUCUCUUAUCCACUCUAUAAUGAACAAGAUUGCCCUUACAUGUCUGAUCAAUUGGCUUGCCACAAGCAUGGAAGGUCUGAUCUGAGAUAUCAGCAUUGGAGAUGGCAGCCCCAUGGAUGCAGCUUGAAAAAAUGGAAUGUUAUUGAGAUGUGGGAGAAAUUGAGGGGAAAAAGACUCAUGUUUGUUGGAGAUUCACUGAACAGAGGUCAGUGGAUUUCAAUGGUGUGUUUGUUACAGUCUGUAAUUCCAGAAGACAAGAGGUCUAUGUCACCAAAUGCUCAUCUCACAAUAUUUAGAGCAGAGGAGUACAAUGCGACAGUCGAGUUUCUAUGGGCCCCGCUUCUUGUCGAUUCUAACUCAGAUGAUCCUGUAAACCAUAGAUUAAACGAAAGAAUCAUGCGUCCAGAUUCAGUUCUAAGGCAUGCAGCUCUGUGGGAGCAUGCAGACAUUCUAGUUUUUAACUCUUAUUUGUGGUGGAGGCAGGGACCUGUUAAGCUGCUAUGGGCCGAUCAAGCCAAUGGAGUCUGUGAAGAAAUAGAUGGUCUAGGAGGAAUGGAGUUGGCCAUGGAAGCCUGGGCUAAUUGGGUGGCUUCCAAUGUUAAACCUCUAAAGAAACGAGUCUUCUUCGUUACUAUGUCUCCAACUCAUCUCUGGAAUAGAGAAUGGGAGGAGCCUGGAAGUGAAGAAGGAAACUGCUAUGAUGAAAAUAUUCCAAUAAGGGAUAGUUUGUAUUGGGGAAGUGGGUCUGACCUGCCUACAAUGCAGAUGGUGGAGCGAGUGCUUAGCCUUCUUGGCUCAAUGGUAUCUGUGGUGAACAUUACUCAACUGUCGGAGUAUCGAAAAGAUGGACACCCUUCUGUUUAUCGCAAGUUCUGGGAAAAGUUGAGUUCAGAACAGUUGAGGAAUCCGGCCAGUUAUUCUGAUUGUAUUCAUUGGUGCUUGCCUGGGGUGCCUGAUGUGUGGAAUGAAUUGCUUUUUCAUUUGUUGUGAAAACGAUUUUUUGGAUUUCCUUUUGAGUUUUUCACACGUGGUUUUGAGGUUUUAUAGUAAUUGGGUUUUAUAGUAAUUGGUCUGAUAAAGAGAUGUAAAGAGAGCAGUUUCCUAAAGGCUAAAGCUAAGUUGAAGAUGCAGGCAAAAGGAAAAAUGUGUUGUUUUCUUCUCCACUUUAUUUGGAACUUGUAGAUAAGCUUGCAGUUAAUGGAAGAUUCAUGAUGAUAUCUACCUAUCUGUUUUUUGUGUGUUAGUUUUUGAUGAUUAUGGUUCUUGGCCUUAUUAAUAACCUACCAAUAACGAAUUUGAAGGCUUAAAUUUUGUUUUCUUCAAUUUUUUGUUUUGUCUAGUUUCCUUGUAAGGAGACAAUU
This is a messenger RNA of Impatiens glandulifera, 2090 nucleotides long. RefSeq names its product protein trichome birefringence-like 35. The transcript has 7 exons. The record is from RefSeq and is a predicted model, not a curated record. Gene Ontology annotation, cellular component: Golgi apparatus. Gene Ontology annotation, molecular function: O-acetyltransferase activity. The coding region runs from base 376 to 1719 and encodes 447 amino acids. Lineage: Eukaryota; Viridiplantae; Streptophyta; Magnoliopsida; Ericales; Balsaminaceae.